UUGUUAGAUCUGCGAGCGAAGCUUGGAAUCUCGUAAGAGAAUCUGGUCAUAACGUGCAAACUGUUAUUGAUGAAGUGCUUCCGAUUCGGAGUUAUCCUCCCCCGUCAACUUUCGCACUUCUUAACAAUUUUAUAGAUUAUCAAACUAAGGACCAGCAGUUACUUAUUCACCGCCCUUCAGAAUGUGUUGGUCCGCCGCUAGAAAUGAAAAAAGAACAUUAUCACUGGACUCUUGAGUUCAUUCAUGAAAUGUCAGAAAUAUACCGAAGCGAACCUGAACGUCAGCAAGUAUUUAACGAAAAAAUUCGUGAACUAUUCGGUGAAGAAUUAAGAGUGAUUCAUCUAGAUGAUAAUGAUGGAGUAUUGGAAUGUAACGUCCGUUCAAAAAGUGUGUUACGCCUUCUUGUUGAGAUAAAAAAUGAAAUUGGCACUGGUGGCUGUGAUCCAACUGUUCAGGGCGGGGCUUCUUAUGCAAAAUAUUAUACCCAAAAGAAAAAUGGGGAAAUGCUCCAAUG
Molecule: messenger RNA, 514 nt
Organism: Racocetra fulgida
Lineage: Eukaryota; Fungi; Glomeromycota; Glomeromycetes; Diversisporales; Gigasporaceae
Source: the annotation of a GenBank genome assembly